This is a messenger RNA of Eriocheir sinensis (Chinese mitten crab), 1574 nucleotides long. RefSeq names its product macrophage mannose receptor 1-like. Lineage: Eukaryota; Metazoa; Arthropoda; Malacostraca; Decapoda; Varunidae. The transcript is spliced from 8 exons. The coding region runs from base 210 to 1178 and encodes 322 amino acids. The record is from RefSeq and is a predicted model, not a curated record.
GGACAAGUGCUAAAAAAAUAAAGGCCUUGAUUUAGUCAAGGGAGCAGACAUCUAUUAACUCAAUUUCACGGUGGUUGGCACUUGGCCCCUUGUCGCACGCAGGCACUCAUAUAAACCCUCAAGGAGCGGGUAGGCAGCAGGCUGAGCCGCAGCACACAACUCCCAGUGCACGAACAAGCUCACCAAAACACCCCAACCGUACCGUGGUAAUGCUGUCUCUCCUGCUGGUGGCCGGUCAAGUGGCCACGUCCCUCUCCAGUCCAUUCCCUGCCGUCCGUGAAUACCCUCGCCUCAAGUGUUCCGGGGGCUGGGAGCUCAUAGACGGGACUUGCUUCCUGUUGGCUGAUGCCUCUGGAACUUGGGAUGCGGGCCAUUCCUUCUGCAGCCAACGGGGAGCCUUCCUGGCCACAGUCUCGACCCAUACACAGCAGAAUACCAUAAAGGCGAUGCUGAGCCAGAGUGUGUGGAUCGGCCUCUUGUACCUGAAGGAGGGCCAUAGUUUCGGCUGGGUUGACGGCUCGCAACACAGCUACACCAGCUGGAAUGGCGGUGAACCCAACAACCAUGGAGUUCCCAGGGGGCUCGGCGGCACAGAGAACUGCGUGGAGAUGCGCGAUGAUUUUGGCUACAUGUGGAACGACGAUCGCUGUGACGAGAUCAAGCAAUUCCUGUGCAGCAGGCCACCUGAGGAAACCACCACCCCCAACCCCACCCCCGCCGCCGUGUGUGAGGAAGGCUGGGACAUGUUUAACGCUAUGUGCUACAAGGUGAGCGACGGACAGGCUUCGUGGCCCACAGCCCGCGAAGCCUGUCUUGACCAAGGCGCCCAGCUGGCCGCCGUCACCUCUGAGGGACAACAUCACUUCCUGGUUGCGCGCCUCCUAUCUAUCGGCUCCGCCUGGAUCGGCCUGAAUGACAGGGUGGAGGAGGGAACCUUCACCUGGGCGGACGGCACGAAGCCCAGAUACACCAACUGGCAUGACCGUGAGCCCAACAAUCUUGGUGUGGGCGAGGACUGCGUCGAGAUCAAAUCUGUGGGUCGCUACAUGUGGAAUGACCUCCCUUGUGACGCGGAGAGACGGUUCGUUUGCCAGAAGCCCCCCUCAGUAAGGCCUGUGUCCUUCCCACAAGCUUGGCAGCAGUGCCUGCCAUCUUCCGACGCCAUCUUCCGCGUCUGACAGCAAUGGUGGAACAAGAACUGUCAUGAGGCUACAGUCGCCGAUAACCUUUAUUUAAUUAUUUGUUUUCAAUAUCUUUAAGUAGUAACGCACUUGGAUUUCUCGGGAUUUCAUUGAUACUGUAACAACACUUGGUAUUAUGUAUUACUGCAGGUGUCUUAACUGUGCCUAGUUUCAUUGAUACUACUUUGCGGUAUUACUGUUUAUGCUUUUUUUUUCGUUGUUAAGUGACAGGUGGAAAAGAUUUCCCUUGACAUUCCUUGCUAAUACUGAUACAAUUUGUAACUGUUCUAUGUCUUUGCAUGUGCUACCAAACCAUAGAUAGCAUCACUAUGUUCCUUGACAGUUCUGUUGCUGGUGUUGAAGUGGCUCACACGAAUAUAAUACAUUUCAAUA